CCCCGCCCCCUGCCUCCUGCCUACUCCUGCUUCCGCUCGCAUUGUCGGGUGGUCGAGAGGAAGGAUACCGAAACGAAAAAAUGGGAGUAGAAAUUGAGACCUUAACUCCAGGCGAUGGACGGACAUUCCCAAAGAAGGGGCAGUGUGUCGUGGUGCACUAUGUCGGCACACUGGCAGAUGGAAAAGUGUUUGACUCUUCGAGGUCCCGAGGAAAGCCCUUCAAAUUUAAGAUUGGGAAACAGGAGGUUAUUCGUGGAUGGGAAGAAGGAGUAGCCCAGAUGAGUGUAGGUCAGCGGGCAAAGUUGGUUUGUUCUCCAGACUAUGCUUAUGGCCUCAAAGGACACCCAGGAAUCAUCCCACCUAACGCCACCCUCACCUUCGACGUGGAGCUGAUAAGCCUGGAAGUCUGAAACUUGUGCACUCAGCUUUGUUUAAAUUCCACUCAGAUUUCAGGGUUGACUCCUAUCUUGGGAACAUGGAGGAAAAUGUUAACAGAAGAUUCUCACUCUUGAUCCCCGCAUAGGACCUAUGUCUAUAGCUUCACUAGUUCACUCUCCUUUCCAUUUAGAUACAAAUUGUGUUACGUCACUUGCUUUAAAAAUAAUUAUCCUUCAUGCUAUGCUUUAGAUUCCAUUCUGUAAUAAGUCAUAGGCCAUCCCAUGUAUUUUGUCAUAUUCUGCUUUGUAUUUUUUAUGGUGAUGUCUUUUUUUUUAUUUGACUUAAAAUGGACAAAAAGUGUCAGCCAUCAGGACCAGGUUUUAAAUACGUGUCAUAAAUAUUUAAUCAAACUCAUUCCUGUGGCUCAGUGGCCUUUACACUCAAAUUGUAUUGAUUUGCGGGUAAGGAAUUCUCUUGAAUAAGGUGUUUGACACAACGAUAUUUCUAUGAAUUACCUUUUGUGAUACGUGUCAUCGAGCUCAAUUCAAAGUAUGGAGUAGUUUGUAACCAGGGAUUCAUGAAUCAAGCACAUUAUUGCCAUGAACAGCCUACAGUCUUUGCAGAUUUAGAGUCGUCUUCGUCUAUACUGAAGCAUCAGUUCUUAAUUUAUAAGAAUCAACAACUGUUGCUGAAAUGUUCACAACUUGACAUUUUACUUGAUUGCUUUCAAAACUUUUGAGGGUAAACUUGAUUUUCUGCCGAAAGGAGUCGUGGGGAAAUGAUUUGGUGUCUCGCGGAAAGGUUUCUAAUCUUGCAUGGUAAGUUCCCCCAAAGAGACUUGUAGGCACAUUAUGGGCUUUGUGAUUGUCUUCAUUUGAAGGAGUUGUGUGUAACAAGCUGUGGAUGUUGUAAAAGGUCUGUUCUUUACUCUAAACACAUUAAAAGAGUAAUUUUAACACUAA
Messenger RNA from Labrus mixtus (cuckoo wrasse), 1340 nucleotides. RefSeq names its product peptidyl-prolyl cis-trans isomerase FKBP1A-like. Gene Ontology annotation, molecular function: peptidyl-prolyl cis-trans isomerase activity. The transcript is spliced from 5 exons. The coding region runs from base 81 to 410 and encodes 109 amino acids. Lineage: Eukaryota; Metazoa; Chordata; Actinopteri; Labriformes; Labridae. The record is from RefSeq and is a predicted model, not a curated record.